Molecule: messenger RNA, 2247 nt
Organism: Choloepus didactylus (southern two-toed sloth)
Lineage: Eukaryota; Metazoa; Chordata; Mammalia; Pilosa; Megalonychidae
Product: centromere protein I-like
Exons: 20
Coding region: 1-2247 (748 amino acids)
Cellular component (GO): kinetochore
Source: RefSeq, a predicted model, not a curated record
AUGUCUACUCAAAAGAGAAUUAAGAGCUCCAACGCACAAAAGAGGACUUCACAAAGUAGUAAAAGUUGUCAAACCAACCUCUCAGCCUGGAAAAUAAAAGAGAAACCAAGUGACUCAGAGAGCAUCUUGAAACAUGGACGAAACAGUCCAGAGGAAGAUUAUCAACUUGCUGUUGAUGAAGCAGGAGAUGCUCUGCAGAUAGCAGUGAGAUACUUUGAGAAAAGUCCCAUUAAAACUUCACGGAGUAAAGAUAAAACCUUGGAAGAACACUUGAAAACCGUGGAAAAUGUGGCUUGGGAGAAUGGAUUAGCUCCAGGAGGAAUUGAUGUUCUAUUAAAUGUGGCAAUCAGUGGCAAAUUUGGGAAUACCAUAAACACUCGGAUAUUGAAGUGUAUGAUUCCAACAACUCUAAUAUCAGAAGAUUCUGUAGUUAAGGCCGUCUCCUGGCUUUGUGUUGGCAAGUGUUCUGGUACCACCAAGGUACUUUUUUUUCGUUGGCUGGUUGCAAUGUUUGACUUUAUUGAUCACAAGGAGAAAAUUAACUUGCUUUAUGGCUUCUUUUUUGCUUCUUUGCAAGAUGAUAUACUGUGCCCUUUUGUCUGCCAUUUGUUAUAUUUAAUUACCCAAAAAGAGAAUGUUAAGCCAUUUCGUGUGAGAAAACUGCUUGAUCUUCAAGCUAAGAUGGGAAUGCAGCCUCAUCUUCAGGCCUUAUUGUCACUGUAUAAAUUCUUUGUUCCUGCUUUGAUUUCUGUAUCUUUGCCUGUAAGGAAGAAGAUCUAUUUUAAGAAUUCAGAGAAUCUAUGGAAGUCAGCUCUGAUUGCUGUGAGACAAAGAAACCAGAGAUCUUCUCCAGCUCCUCUGAAGCUGAUGUUAGGUUCAACUAAUGUAUGUUCUGUAAAAAGAAAAUGGAAUUCUCACUCAAUUAUACCAGUGCUAAACCCCAGCAGCCACAGUAAAGAAUGUGGGAAGAAAGAGAUGAGCUUUUCUGAUUGCCUCAGCAGAAAUGGGUCAUUUCCACUAGUCAAACUUCAUAGCUUCCCUCAACUUUUACAGAACAUCCAUUGCUUAGAGCUGCCUUCUCAUAUGGGCUCAGUACUAAACAGCUCUCUGCUACUUCAUUACAUUAACUGUGUCAGAGAUGAGUCAGUCUUACUGAGGCUGUAUCAUUGGUUGAGUCAAACAUUACAAGAAGAAUGUGUUUGGUACAAGGUGAAUAACUGUGAAUAUGGGAAAGAAUUUGCCGACUUCCUGGACACUAUCAUCAAUGCAGAGUGCUUCUUACAAGAGGGGUUUUAUUCCUGUGACGCAUUCCUGUACAAAAGCCUCCCUCUCUGGGAUGGCUUCUGUUGUAGGUCACAGUUCCUUCAACUUGUGAGCUGGAUUCGUUUAAGUAGCUUCUCUGAGUUGAAGCCACUUCUUUUUGACUAUCUAGAACAGCUCUUCUUUACAUCAACCAUUUAUUUCAAGUGUAGUGUUCUUCAGAGUUUGAAAGAACUACUGCAGAAUUGGCUGUUGUGGCUUUCUCGGGAUAUCCACAUGAAACCUGUGAUUAACAGUCCUCUAGAGACAACUUUAGGUGGAUCCUUGAACUCCGUGUCUGAACUGAUUCACUAUGUAGGGCGGUUGUCCACUACUGCGAUGCGCUUGGAGAGCAACAGUACUUUCUUUCUGCACUUUAUUUUGGAUUUCUAUGAGACGGUAUGUGACAUAUAUAUAAAUUAUGACCUUCCAUUAGUGGUGUUGUUUCCUCCUGGGGUCUUCUAUCCAUCACUCCUCAGCCUGGAUUCCAGUAUCUUGAACCAGAUCUGUUACAUUAUGCAUAGGUAUCAUAAAAAUUUGACUGUUGCAAAGAAAAAUGAGUUAGUGCAAAAGGCAAAAUCAGAGUUCAAUUUCAACAGCAAGACCUAUCAAGAAUUUAACCACUAUUUGACAACCAUGGUUGGUUACCUGUGGACAUCCAAACCUUUCCAGAAAGGUCUCUACCAUAAAGGAAUACAUAUUGACCCAAAAAUCCUAGAAAAAGCUGGAAUAGCAGAAUAUAAAAACAGUUUAAAUUUAGUCCAUCACCCUGCUCUGUUGGGUUAUGCUGUUUCCUUUCUGCAGGAAUGGCCAGAAGAAAGGACAGUAAACUUGAGCUCUAUUCAGGGAAAGAAAUGGAACUGGUAUUUGGACUAUUUAUUUUCAGAGGAGUUACAAGGCCUGAAACUUUUCAUAAGAAGUAGUAUUCAUCAUUCUUCUGUUCCCUGA